GAAAAGCCGUAUUCCUGUCCUGAGUGCGGGAAAUGUUUUUCACGGAAGUCCGUUCUUUACACACAUCAGAGAUCUCAUCACACGGAGAAGCCAUAUUCCUGUCCUGAGUGCGGGAAAUGUUUUUCAGAGAAGUCCACUCUUUACACACAUCAGAGAUCUCACACGGGGGAGAAACCGUAUUCCUGUCCUGAGUGCCGGAAAUGUUUUUCACAGAAGUCCAUUCUUUACACCACCACCAGAGAUCUCACACAGGGAGAGAAGCCAUAUUCCUGUCCUGAGUGCGGGAAAUGUUUUUCAGACAAGUCCAAUCUUAUUGCACAUCAGAGAUGCCACACGGGGAGAAGCCGUAUUUCUAUCCUGAGUGUGUGUAAAAUGUUUCUCAGGAGAAGUACAGUCUUUCCAAACAUCAAAGGUAUCACACGGGAGAAGCUGCUUUCCUGUCCUGAGUGA
Molecule: messenger RNA, 450 nt
Organism: Staurois parvus
Lineage: Eukaryota; Metazoa; Chordata; Amphibia; Anura; Ranidae
Source: the annotation of a GenBank genome assembly